Molecule: messenger RNA, 5998 nt
Organism: Alosa sapidissima (American shad)
Lineage: Eukaryota; Metazoa; Chordata; Actinopteri; Clupeiformes; Clupeidae
Gene: dyrk3
Product: dual specificity tyrosine phosphorylation regulated kinase 3
Exons: 3
Coding region: 1246-3057 (603 amino acids)
Biological process (GO): peptidyl-threonine phosphorylation; positive regulation of cell cycle G2/M phase transition; peptidyl-serine phosphorylation
Cellular component (GO): nucleus
Molecular function (GO): ATP binding; protein serine/threonine/tyrosine kinase activity; protein serine/threonine kinase activity
Source: RefSeq, a predicted model, not a curated record
CCUACCCAGCAAUAAUAAGUCGCUUAAACAGUCCUGACCACGGACUAUUUUGCUAGCUAGCUAUCCUUGCUAACAAGCUAGUUAGCAGUCGCUGGCUAGCUAACUGUCUGGUCUAAGGUCUAGCACUCAGCUAGCUAUAGCUAACCAGAAAAACUGAUUUCUCUUGGAAUUUGCUGUCAACUUCUCCGCCUUGUUGGGAUGGUUCUGUGGAUUGAUAAAACAAUCCAACAGCAGAGCGAGGCACGGGGUAUCGGGGGUCGACAACGUUAUAAUUCUUGGACUUCAACUAUUUUUGCCUUAAGGAGCGGAGCUUUUGUGGACGAGUGUUUUUGUACAGCUGCUAGUUGACGGAAACUGAUCUCUUGUCCAUGGAUCCGUGUUGGCAAAGUUGUUGAAAACAAAGCGGACAUUCUAAGAAAACCCUCAGGGAAAUGAGUAGCCAUAAAAAUAACGGCUGACUGACCUCGAAGAAGACAAGUUAACUAACUUAGCUAGUUCAUUUUUACAGUUGUAGAUUUCUUGCUAAUUAACAGCUAAUUUUCAAUAACAUUGAUCUGAAUAUAAUAAUAUCAAGUCGACCACUGUUGGCAUCGAAACGAAGUGCCCGGGAGUAACGUUAACUCUUGUGCCAGUAAGCAUUUAGCUGGAUGAGGGCUGCAUUAUUUAAUAGGAAUUAAGCUUUCACAGACCACUUAGUGCCUUGAACUGUGCUCCCCCUCGUCCUCCAUUACUUGAUAGGUCAAACUUAGUUCUUUCAUAAACACUAAAAGUAACCAGCUUUGGUGAUCUAGACUGUGAUAACACAAGCUGAUAUAGUUAAUUGUCAAUGCGUGACCCAAGUGGCAAACAGUGGUGAAUUUAGCUACUUUGAUUUGUUCACCUUGAGGGUUUGGAAAACAAUUUAACAACAAGCCGUUUAUUCUAUCUGAAACCUCGGGCUUAUCUGAAGACCUGCAUCAACGGAUCAUGCAAAUUAUCUGAACGAGGAAACUGGACAUAGCUGGUUUGCUGCUGUACACGAACAGUCAAUCAUUUAAUGGGAUGCUUUUCUACAGAACAUACCCCAAAAAGUGUCUUCAGCCUGAAAGGGAGAACGCGAACUGUUUUUGCACAACAUCCAAAUGGACCCUCACCCUCUGAACACCUCGCACCAGUUUUCUAAUUAGUUUUCACUUGAAUCCCUUUCCCCGCAACAUUUUUAUCCUGGACUUAUUUUGAUGCUGGGUUGUAUGCCAAACUGCAGCCAUGAUGAUAUUAAGCAGAAAGCCAGACGGUCCCAUCACGGCAGCGAGACAUGGGGACGGCCUCUAUGACUCUUACAUGCGCACGGACCACAUCCUGAACGAGGACGCCGACAUCAACGGACACAGCCCCGCCGGACUCCCUCCGCUCCCCAAACACUCCACUGUGAAUAAGCCGAUGAUGAAGGAUCACCAUGGGGUUCGCACUGCUCAGAUGAAGGUGAAGUACCUCUACGAGGACGCGUACAACCGCAAGCUGAACGGCCUCGCCCAGUGCAACGGCACCACCGCCGUCACCGUGGGUAACGGGGUUCCGGUGGCGGUGAAGAGCCAGCCGGCGCUCUCCAAGGAGCGCAGCGUGGACAGCAACGGCUCCGGCAAGUCCAGCGACACCACCACCACCUCCUCGUCCGCCGCCGCCACCAAGGCCGCGGUCAAGCCGCCGGCGGGGUCACUGACCCCCGAGCAGGCGCUGAAGCAGUACCGGCAGCAGCUCACGCCCCUAGAGCAGCAGGAGAUCCACUCCUACGCCGACGUCUACUUCCUGGGGCCUAACGCCAAGAAGAUCCAGGCCGUGGCCGGCGGCUCCAACAACAGCGGCUACGACGACGACCAGGGGGGCUACAUCCACGUGCCUCACGACCACCUGGCCUACCGCUACGAGUUCCUCAAGGUCAUCGGCAAGGGCAGCUUCGGCCAGGUGGCCAAGGUGUACGACCACAAGCUUCACCAGCACCUGGCGCUGAAGAUGGUGCGCAACGAGAAGCGCUUCCACCGGCAGGCGGCCGAGGAGAUCCGCAUCCUGGAGCACCUGCGCAAGCAGGACAAGACGGGCGGCCUCAACGUGGUCCACAUGCUGGAGCACUUCACCUUCCGCAACCACAUCUGCAUGACCUUUGAACUCCUCAGCAUGAACCUGUACGAGCUGAUCAAGCGCAACAAGUUCCAGGGCUUCAGCCUGCCGCUGGUGCGCAAGUUCGCCCACUCCAUCCUGCAGUGCCUGGAGGCCCUGCACCGCAACAAGAUCAUCCACUGCGACCUGAAGCCCGAGAACAUCCUGCUCAAGCAGCAGGGCCGCAGCGGCAUCAAGGUCAUCGACUUCGGCUCCAGCUGCUUCGACCACCAGCGCGUCUACACCUACAUCCAGUCGCGCUUCUACCGCGCGCCCGAGGUCAUCCUGGGCUCGCGCUACGGCAUGCCCAUCGACAUGUGGAGCUUCGGCUGCAUCCUGGCCGAGCUGCUGACCGGCUACCCGCUGUUCCCCGGCGAGGACGAGGGCGACCAGCUGGCCUGCAUGAUGGAGAUCCUGGGCAUGCCGCCGCCCAAGCUCCUGGAGCAGUCCAAGCGCGCCAAGAACUUCAUCAACUCCAAGGGCCACCCGCGUUACUGCUCGGCCAGCACGCUGGCCAGUGGCGCCGUGGUGCUCAACGGGACGCGCUCGCGCCGCGGCAAGAUGCGAGGGCCGCCCGGCAGCAAGGAGUGGGCGGCGGCGCUCAAGGGCUGCGACGACCCGACGUUCAUCGACUUCCUGAAGAAGUGUCUGGACUGGGACCCGGCCACGCGCAUGACGCCCAUGCAGGCCAUGCGCCACCCCUGGCUCUACAAGCGGCUGCCCAAGCCCGUGCCCACAGCCGGCGUGGGCGAGAAGCCGCUGGUGCCCAAGCGGGUGACGGAGCACAGCACGUCCUUCCCCAGCAUCAUGGCCAAGGUGCCCCCGGCCAUCGCGCCCGCCAACAACAAACUGCGGACCAACAUGAUGGGCGACUCGGGCGGGAGCAUACCUCUACGCACUGUGCUUCCCAAACUCGUCUCGUAGAGUUUGGCCCCCCCAAACCCCCUUCAGGGAUGUGGACUUGUAGUGUUGGUUUUUAGACUUUUUUGUUUUUGUUUUUGUUUCUUUUUGUUUUUUUCACGGUUUUGAGUGGUUAACACUCAACGGUUUUAAAGCAAGCAAAAAAAAAAAUGGACAUGAAGAGAAAAAAAAAAAAAGUUUUAUACUACAUUUCAUCAAUGCUGUGUUUGUUUUCAUCCAACUGCCUUUGUAAAGGUUUGUGAGUUUUUAAGGGUUGUUUUUAUACACCUGUCUCUGGAAUUGAAUGCUGUUGAUGUGGGUGAAACCUGUAUUGCUGUUUAUCUGCACCAAGCCUGCAUAAGCAGGCCUUUACACUAGUCUUUCUACUUGAGUCAAGCCACUCUGUACUUUUUUAAAUACCUUCUAUGCGUCUGUCCACCCUCUUCAGGGCUGACCGGCCGUUUUAACUUCUAAGGGCUCAGCAGACUGUUGAAAUUAGUAGCACCCUGUGAGUUUUUGCGUGUGCUUACUAAUAUCUCAGAGGUGAAGUGUUACGUCUAGAACCCUAAAAAAAUGAUUUGGCCACUGUUUGUUUUUUUUGUUUGUUUGUUUGUUUGUUUUAGGCACCCCUAGCCCAAAGUACACAGGUUGUUUUUUGUGAUGUGAAACGUACAUCCUAAGUAGCACAAUGUUAGCAAUGAAGUCAGCCUUACACUUCCUUUUCUUUUGUCCUCCUCCUCCUCCGCUUGCAUGUGCGCCUGGUAUCUCGCGUUACAGUGUGAGUCAGGCCACAGUUAUGGCACGACCUAUUCCUGUCUCCGGCGGUGUGCGUGCGUGCCCCGACGCGGUGGCCAGCGACGGACAGGGCGGGCACAGCUAGUCUUAGCAGCCACGUGUGUGUGUGUGUGUGUGUGUGUGUGUGUGUGUGUGUGUGUGUGAGAGGGUGAUGUUCUGCUUUUUGUUUCUUGUUUUCUUCUUAAUGGGGUUUCCACAAUGCAACUCUUAACUGUCCUCAACAGACCGUGCGUGUGAUCUAUCAAGCUCCAAGAGGGCUCAGCGAGGAGUGCAGGUGGUGGGGGGGAGGGGGGGGUAGGGCUUCCUGCCACCUGUGGGGGUAGUUAGCGGUGGGGGUGGUAAGUGGGGGGGGUAGGAUGGAGAGGUUAUUUCGGGAGUCCCGUGUCCUCCAAUCCAUGUGCCGAGCAAAAGCAAAAGAAGUUGUCAGGUCAGUCUGGUUGCAAUGAACUCUUGGAAAUGUGAGGACAGACGGGCUGACGGGAGACACGCUAGCGCUACUUUGGCGCCCAAACCAUCUGCUGGCCCCUGGCAACCUGUCCAAUUGGCAAUGUGUAACCAUGGUAACGGGGGAGUUCAGCCGGCCCUUGCUCCUGCUACAAAGUGUCCAGCAGAACGGGUCUGAAGCGGUCAAGAGUCAGUUAUUCCUGUCCGUUCCGCUAACCCCCCCCUCGCCAGACAGACUGACACCUCCUCCCCCCACCUCCACCUUGUGGGGUCACCUUGCCAGGGUCAGCGAGGGCAGGUGGGCUCCAAAGCUCCAAAGCUGCCUGCUAGCCUGCUGUCAGGACGCAUUGUGGUAUAGUGGGUAGACUCCCAGUGUCGCCUGCUGGGAUGGUUUUGCGUGUGUGUGUGGCAGUGGCAGUCUCUUGCUGUGACCUAGUUGCCCAUCCCCCACUCUCUCUGUUCCCUGCAGCAGCAGAGUGGAGAGCUUUUUUUUCCCUUUCUCGCUCUCAGCCGGACAGAGAUAGAUAGAGAGGAAAGAUGGCCACCCGCUCUGGGAGAGAGGUCCUCUGGGGCUAGCAGUAGCAGUAGCCGUGCUAACGCUACUCAGCUCUGGAGUAGCCAGCUCUUCAGCACCAAGGGCUCCGCUGCACUUCCAGUCUGUCCAGUCCGGUCAGAUGGCUGUCUCAUAAGUAUGCACUCUUGCUAAGUGUUGCUCUGGUGUUUUUCUUUUCUUUUCUUUUGUCUCUGAGGAAGUGAAGUUGUGGUCUUCUAGCUCAUGUUGACAUGAGAGUGUAGAGAGUAGGUGGUAAGUCAGUCACUGCCUUCCUUUCUCCUUUUUUUUUAUUUUAUAAAUCACGUCUUUGUGGCAGAGAGUUGAGCAUUGAAUGCCGGUAGAAUAGUAGUUUCUAAAAGGCACAAGUGACUAGGGGUAUCACCGUGGAAACCGAGCUAUGCUGUACCCUCUGGUCGACGCCAUGUUGGAUCUGUGGACCAAGGUUAAGUGUGUUGGAUGGGUCAGAGUUCAACAGAGGGUCAUUUUUAGGGAGCGUUUAGCCAUGUGAAGGCUUCGUAGAAAGCGGCGUCACUGUCAUUAGGUCCACAGGCAGUCCUUCUCAGGUGUCCUCCCUCGUGUGUGUGUGUGUGUGUGUGUGUGUGUGUAUAUAUUCCAGAAGUAAUAGGGGUUCCCAGGUACAGUUGAUGAUUAUGGUGCUUCCAACCUCCUGAGCUGGACAUCAGGGAAAAAGAAACAAUGACCAACACAUUUGAACAGUUUGACAAAGCUCCACCCACUCAAAGCCACACCCAUUGUUUUUUUAUCAAAGCUCCACCCACUUCCUCACACUCACCCAGCCACUGACUGUCAGCCGGAUCGGGUCCUCGUCCGGAGGGGUCAGCUUCUCUGAAAUCAUUGGGUCAGUUUUCUGGGUGGACCACAGGAGGUGAGCAUGUUCGAGGGUGAGGGUGAGGGUGGUGGUGGUGGGGGGGGGGGCAGGAGGGCAGGAGGAGCACACCAGAGCUGGCCCGCGUCCGGGCCAGAUCACACUCCUGCUGUCUCUGGGAGUGUGUGGUUCAGGAGACUGAGGGGAACAUCCACUGUGGGCAGCGCACCUCUGCGAUAAUAAAACACAAAACAAGACCUCAGCCUCAGUCAUUCAAGUGAAAGACCUGCUGAAAGCACCUGGUAGACUCACUCUCUCUCUCUCUCUCUCUCUCUCUCUCUCUCUCU